Ichthyophthirius multifiliis is the source of this 849-nucleotide messenger RNA. RefSeq lists its product as hypothetical. The transcript has a single exon. Lineage: Eukaryota; Ciliophora; Oligohymenophorea; Hymenostomatida. The record is from RefSeq and is a predicted model, not a curated record.
AUGAUGAUAAUAAUAAUAAUAAUAAAAAUAAUAAUAAUAAUAAUAAUAAUAAUAAUAAUAAUAUUAAUUUUUUUUUUUAUUUAUAAAAAUACAAUAAAUUACUUUGUAUAUAGUUUUUUAUAAUAAUUUAUUUUUUUCUUACAUAUAUUUUUUUUAUAUAAAUUUUAUUAUCUAUAAUUUUAGAAUAUUAAUUUUUUAUAUCCUUUUAUUUUCUUCUAUUCGUUCAUUUAGUCUAAUAUUAUAUUAUAUAUAAUAUAACAUUUAAGUAUUUGUUUUUCAUAUUGUUUAAAGCAAAUUAUCAUAUUUAAAUUUAUUUAAUUAUAGUCUUGUAUAAACAAAAUAAUUAUUCUUUUAUUAAUUUUAAUUUAUUAAUUAAUUUAGAAAUUAUUUACAAAAUAAUUACCUCAAAUAUUAUCAAUAUAAUUUACUUUUAAUAUAUUUAAAUAUUUUAAAUAAAUUAUUUUUAUUAUUUUUUGUAAAUAUAAAUUAAUUUUUUUGUUAUUAUAUAAAUUCAAAUAAAUGUAUUUUUAAUAAUAUUAUAAAUUGUUAAACUAUAUUUUAUUAUACUUAUAUUGUUUAAUGAAUUUUUUUAAAAAAUAUAAAUUAAGAAAUAAUUAUUUAACUUUUUAAAUAAUAUUUACAUUAUUAUUAAAGCUUUUUUAAUUUAUUUCGAAAUAAAUAGUAAUUAUUUUAGUUAAUUUGAUUAAAUUUUCAAUUAAAAAAUUAUAAUUUGUAUAAAUGACAAGUAAUUAUUAUAUAUAUAUUUAUUUAUCUUUUUAGAAAUAAUAUUUUGAAUUAAAAAAAAAAAAAAAUUUUUUUUUUUAAUAAACUUUAUUUUAAAUUUUUUGA